Messenger RNA from Mollisia scopiformis, 641 nucleotides. RefSeq lists its product as uncharacterized. Bases 40 to 405 code for a protein of 121 amino acids. The record is from RefSeq and is a predicted model, not a curated record. The transcript is spliced from 2 exons. Lineage: Eukaryota; Fungi; Ascomycota; Leotiomycetes; Helotiales; Mollisiaceae.
CUUUGACUGGCUGAUCAAUACUGGAGGAUCGUAUUCAAGAUGUCAUCAACCGGAAGCACCGAUCAUUCGCAGACCAACUCUCCUUCUGAAAACCCCUCAGGUACACAAAAUGAGUCUGCCUCAACAUCGACCACACAAGCAGAAUCUUCCUCGUCAUCGUCAAAGCCAAGUCCAAAAUGCGACACAUGCGGCAAGCAAGGUGACACCUUGAAAGAAUGCAUCAAAUGUCACUCAGUGACCUACUGUUCGAAAGACUGCCAGAAAGCGGACUUCAAGAACCACAAGAAAGUUUGUGCGAAGAUGGCCCAAGAAUACGCCAAGAAUGCGGACUUCAAGAUGGCGAGUAGAACGGCUCCAAGUGAAGGUCAUAGAGGUGGAUUGCAAAAAUGGCAGUUUGACACGUGAGCUUGCCAUCCGAGAAAGGUUGGGCAAGAUAAAUUGGGCUGAAGUGAAGGUGAUGGAGUGGCUGCCAUUCGAUCUUGAUGCGGAAGCCUGAGUGUAAUGAAUUCCAGCUCGACAUGUGCACGGCAUAUUGCCUGAAUCUGACUGCUAGGAGAGGAAAGUUGAUCCAGGCCUUCCAAUAGUCACAGACUGGCUGCAAUUCUCGCAAUCUGCAAAAAUACAACGCCUCAACUUUGCUG